AUCAGUUCGAUAUUCCUCAUGUUUCGUUUUGUUAGUAGCGUUCUUACGAUAUUUCAAGCAGACUCUUAUCUUGAGCGUUCGAGCAAAGAUUGUCGAAGAAAAAGUGUGAUAAAUAAACGACUCUAUUGAUACGUAACUCUUUCAACGUAUUAUAAAGAGGGCGAUCGAGCCAACUACAACUCAAUCGGCAAAAGUUCAUCGAGCUUCAUCCUCGAGCUCUGACCGCUGUUGUUUUUCAUUCUUCUUCGUCUGCGACGCAUCAUCUUCGCUGUCCCCGACGAGUAAACAACGAGCGAUCGGAAAAAAUGGGAUACUCUUAGCAUCGAUCAAAUCGUUUGUCGUUCGCUGAAUAAACGCGCAUCUCCAGUCGGUUCUUUUCAGCUACUGUCAGCGUUAUUAAAUUAAUCCGUCAAAAUAACACGCGCGAGGACUAUCUACGGAAGUGUGACGGCAGUGUUUCAUGAUUCAUUUACUACGGUGGUACAGCCCAGUUAUGUUCUCGAUCAAGUACAGCAAGCAAUUUCUGAGCUAUCGUAUACUCAAGUCCAACCGGUUCAAAUAUAUCUGACGAUACGGACUCGGACUAGAUAAAGGGUGCGCGCAAGGUGGUGUGUGUGUAUCUUAUCGCGGACGGUUUGUCGUACCUACGGUGCUCAGAAAGGCAGAGAGGAUUGUGUCCCAGCAAGACCUGGAAAGUCUUGUAUCCAAGUCCAAUGGCCGGAUCGCUUUUUACAGCGAUGCGAGCUUGAGGAAGUACGCCGACGACAACGGCGACGACGACGUGACAGACUCAGUGCCAUCGAAAAUCGCUAGUGAGGCGAAUCUUUCGAGGGCAAAGGGUGAUAGGAGCUUGAAAGAAAAAAAAAAAUUAUUGCAAAAGAAAUUGAAUUGGUAACGACGUACGAUUUCAUUACCGAGGAGAGAGAUUUUUAUCAGGAACAGAGUAUUAAAAUUUGGAAUACAAACGUAUGCAAAGAAAGCAUAAAAGCAAAAAAAAAGAUCCAAUUGAUAGCAAAUCAUUUUGUCGAUAAAAAAUUUUGAGGAAGAUAAUUAAAAUUCGCAAUCAAGAUUAAAAUUUUGCCAAACCGGCUUAUAAGAAAGUGGCUAUAGUAGCUAACGAUUUGUUAAAAUAAUUUUCAAACAGAUAAGUCAAUAAAGAUAUCGAGAGAAUAGUCAUUAACGGUGUACAUUGUGAGUACACGAGAAAUUGCAGAGGCUCUAGAAUUUAUCUAGAAAGAAUUUACCUAGAGUAACGACAUUGCUCGAUGCGCUUAUAUAUCAGCUGAAAGAUCAUUAGAGCGGCAGGAUAAGCAGAGUAAGCGGAAAGCGAGAUCACUCGGAAAUUCCUUCGAGAGGCACAGACACUGUAAUUUUUCACGGCAGUUACAUACACAUAUACUUUCUUAAGUAAAUACACAUGCAUAAUCGAGCCUACAUAAAACGCGAAUUAAAGGGAAUCACUAAUUAAAGCAACGAUCGAGCGAAAUCUGCACGUCUUUGGCGAAUCGGAAUAAAAUCGCGGAAAGAAGUAAAAAAAAAGAUGAUUAAAAAAAUGAUCGUUUACGUCCCGGGCAGAAUGCCAACUCACGUUGGUCCCUACGGCGCCGCUCGUUACCCGGGCACCCUGCUAGGAACUGCCCCGGGUUUUUACAGCUCGGUUUCCGGCUACACCACCGACCCGGGUCCGAGCUAUUACGGGAGCCUCAACGUCCAGCAUCAACCAGCGCCGCUGGAUCUUCCGAUUUGGCCGCGAAGAAUGCCGGCCGAGGAGGAACUGGGGGCCUCGCCGGCCGUUGGGGUGUCCCCGGGCACCCUUGGCAACGGCGGUCCCCCGAGCCCGGCGCAUAGCGACUCGGACGCGUCCAGCUCGAGCUUGGAACUCGGUACCAUCAGAACCGGCGAGAACGCCCAAUUAAAGUGCAGAUGGCAUGAUUGUGGCCGAUGGUUCACAUCCCUGGAACAACUUGCAGGACAUGUUGCAAGGUUGCACGCUGCACCUGGUCCGCGGGGUCUCUUUUACUGUGGGUGGGAAGGAUGCGCGAGAGGCGAGCGUGGGUUUAAUGCAAGGUACAAGAUGCUGGUCCACGUACGCACACACACGAACGAGAAGCCGCACCAUUGCUUCCAGUGCGACAAGAGCUUCAGCAGAGCGGAGAACCUGAAGAUCCACGCGCGUUCUCAUACCGGCGAACGUCCCUACGUCUGCCCCGUUGAGGGUUGCAACAAGGCUUAUUCGAACUCCUCGGAUAGGUUUAAACACACCAGAACCCAUGCUGUAGACAAGCCGUACUGCUGUAAAGUGCCAGGCUGCUCCAAGAGGUACACCGAUCCGUCGUCUUUAAGAAAACAUGUCAAAACUUAUCGCCAUUACGUAAACAACAACGAUAAGGUUCAAGAGAAGAGUUUCGACGACAGCAACGUCCAGGAGAAAACCAGGUUCGACCUGACCUCGCCCGAUAAACAGAGUAGCAGUACGUAUUCCGAGUCGGACAAGAAGAAUUCGAGCAUCGAGAGCAGCAUAUCGGGUUCCAGUCCCAAGGCUAGCAACAGCUUUGAAGAACAGAAGAGUUUCGUCGAGUGGAACAACAUAUAUAAUCUCCAGGAGCAGCGGAAAGAACAGGAACAGAUGACUCCACCAAAGCCAUACGAGCAGGACGUGAAGAUCUAUCCAAAGAUGUACGAUGACAGUUACAUUAUACCAGAUAGAAUCCAAGUCAAUCCCAUGUAUGCUUCUGGUAGCACCAUCAUCAAAGAUUGCCCUGCGGUGUCGUCGCCUCACACAAGUCCCGGCCGAGUAUCUGAUCCGAUACCAUGUAUCGGAAUGCAAUCGACGCCCAUCAAGACCGAGGAACCCAUGGAAUGCAGCGUCACCAAGACUUCUACGGUCGAUUACAGGAACAUUGAUUCAAUCGUCAACAGCACACCUUGCAAGAAGGAAAAUACAAUCAACUCUGAUCCAGUGAGACACUCGGUGAUCAAGCGGGCGGAGGAUCUGAAGAUGGAAAUAGAGCAGACGCCGCUCAAGGAGGAACUCAAGGACACCGGCGAUUGUUGCUGCCGGCACAAAUGCUGCGUACACAGCAACGACAGCAUCCUCCAGAAAACGAAGAUCCUCUCGGAUCUUAUUCUCAAGACGCAGAACCCGGUCUUUCGACAUUUGCUAGAUUCGAUGGAGUUGCGGUACGGGUUGGAGAACGUUUGGGGCAACAUUAUAGACACCGCCAACACGUGCGGCCAGGAUCUCAGAGUGAAGAACGAGAACGUCGCCGAGAUGGAGCAAGAUCUGCCGCUGGACUUGACGAUCAACAAAUAACGAACGAUCGGUUGACAACGUACCAAAAAGCUCAUAGUCGUCAGUGUACGAAUUAUCUUCAUUAUAUACGCGACAAAAUACGGAUUAAUUAACAUGUCGUAAAUUUCACAGAAGCAACAAAUCGAUGUCGUAAUAAUUCAAUCGGCAAGAAACGAAAUUAAUCCAUCUCUGAAACGAAAAUUGUUUCGAUCAGACUGCGAAACCAAAUAUAAUUAUAAUACUUUGUGUUUAAUACUUGUGUCUAAUACUUAGUAUUUAGUAUUAUAUAAUGAAAAUUAACAAGAUGAAAGCAGUCAAAGAUCGAACAAAAAUUUGCUCAAACCGUUUAAGCAGCUGUCUAGUAAUGAUUGUACGAAUCGAAAUGUUAAUCAGAGAUAAUCAGAUCUUGGCAUACGCUGGAGCAACAAUUUUGAUCAUUUUAAUCGAUACCUUAAAAAUGAUGUUUUCAGUUUGUCGAAUUAGCAGUAUACUAAAAUCGGAUAAGUAUAGCUGAUAUAAUAAUGAAAGAUAAACUGGUUAUAUGGCUGUAAAUAUAUUUGAAAGACACGCAGAAAAAUGCAAAAUAAUUUGCUCCCAUUCGAUAAUUCGUUCGUUAGGAUUGGAGUCUAAAAGUUAUGUUUUUCUUAUAUAAUAAGACCCUUAUAUAAAACAAAUCAUAUCUCAACACUUUAUGUAAACAAAAUGUAUGUGUAUCAUAUGUAUAUAGAAAUUUAUAUAUAUGUGUAUGGAGAGUCACACAUAAUUAAAAAGUGAAGUGAAUCUGGGAGGAAAGUGCCUUCCUCUGCUAUAAAAGCAGUACAUGUUUAUGAUGUGAAUUAUUUCAAUAAAAAAAUACAUUAUUUAUGUAUAUA
Messenger RNA from Formica exsecta, 4164 nucleotides. Its product is annotated as Krueppel homolog 1-like. Gene Ontology annotation, cellular component: nucleus. Gene Ontology annotation, molecular function: DNA-binding transcription factor activity, RNA polymerase II-specific; RNA polymerase II cis-regulatory region sequence-specific DNA binding. The record is from RefSeq and is a predicted model, not a curated record. The coding region runs from base 1541 to 3313 and encodes 590 amino acids. The transcript is spliced from 3 exons. NCBI's taxonomy places the organism in Eukaryota, Metazoa, Arthropoda, Insecta, Hymenoptera, Formicidae. Gene Ontology annotation, biological process: smoothened signaling pathway; regulation of transcription by RNA polymerase II.